UUUUUCAAUAUACUUUUAGUGAAAUGACUGUGAUUUAUGAAUCUGAUUCCAAUGCAGCUUCGAAUAUUAAAAUGAAAUGCAUAGUUAACAUGGAUAGUGGCCCAAUAGAAUGGGAUUCCCCUCAGGAAAAAUUAAAUAAAUACGUGCGUCCUUCGUAUCCACUUCCAAAAGAAAUCGUCUUAAAAAAUGCCGACAAUGAACAAAUACUCAAACCAUUUUUGUCACCUCAGUGGGAACAAUUUUCCAAUUCUGUGCACAAUUACAGUACAAUUUUUAAUGAAGUACAUCCUACUGGUGAUAAAAUGUUCAUUUCGGUAAAAUUAUUGAAUAAUACAGAAACUGUAUUGAAAGUUCAGUCACCACAUUCCGAAAUCAAUAUUAAAAUCGGCCACACAGGAAGUAAAAAUGCCGACUGUUUUAUUAACAGCACAAAUCGCAAGUGGGUACAUUUUUCCAUGUUCAGCAACGAAACUUUCUUUUUGGUUAGUGACAAACGCAUAUGUCGAGUUAACAAAAAUAUGGGAUUUUUUAACAAAUUUACAAUUUUGGAGGGAAACAAUGACUUAAACAUUUGGAAAUAUAAGACUUUAAACGUACACAAGUUUGAAAAUGAAGCAGUGGAAUUCAAAUUAACGUCACACGAUCCCCAAUGCAUUGCUCUGGCUGUUAGCAGUAAUGAGUCAUUGUACAUUAAUGACUCCGAUCAUCCAAUAAAUUUUAAGGAUCCAGAUGAAAUACGACAUUUACGUUAUUGCUCUGAUAGUGUUAACACUGACAGAAUAAUUAAAUUGAGGUCCAAAAAAAAUGUAGUUUUUUACAUUCUAAGUGCCUUUUAUUACAAUAAAAAUGAUAAACGAGUAUUGGAGUUAAACUCAUCAGAUCCAGAAGACGCCUAUAUACCGUGCACUAAUAUAGAAACCCAAGAAAGUGUAAAAAAAAAUCGGGGCAAAAUUUUUGAUGUUUAUAAAGAUAACUGUGGAAAUAUAAAUCCAAACGAAUAUUGUGAAGAUGAUUGUAUCGUAUGUUGUAAUACCACAUGUUACACUCAUUCAGUCACGUUGAACAGAGGAUACACCCGAACAAGGAAACCUAUUUCUUCACAAUUCAGUACAAAAUCACCAACGUCAACUUCUACAAAAGUACCUUACUACCAUACUAGUCAUAUUAGUAGUAGUAGCGAAGAUAAUCGUUAUACUACUACUAUCAGUAGUUCCAUCCAAGAUACUAAUUUUACACUACCUCCGAAUUACACAAGUCCAGUUAAAUCACAUGAAAAGAUAAGAAAAGAAUUCAUAAUUCCAGCAAUAUACAUAGUAAUAGGAAUUGUAGCUAGCUUCUCGAUCAAGUACUCCUUUCGGAAGUGUUAUAUAUAUUAUAAACAACAUAAAGACAAUAUUUUAGAUUCACCAUAUAGAGGACCUGAAGAAAUACAAUUAAAUGAAAUAAACCAGGAACAAACAGAUAUUUUAACACAUAUUUACGAAGAGAUUCCCGCUUUACAAAUAGAACCGCCACGUCCCCAAUUAGAGGAGGAUGAAGAUGGAUACUUGGUGCCCAAUAGUAUUAGACAUAAUUAUCAGUAUGAUUGUUUACGUCACAACUCAUAACUUAAUUUGUAUUAUUUAAACAAAUAAGAUUUUUUAGAUUGUAGAUCUCAUUUCGUAUCCGAAUUACAUUUCGUGUUGGAAAACAGAGUUGAUCGCCUAAAGAAAAACAUUAAACGCACACGAUAUUUCGUUAAGUAAUUCAGAGCUUUUUCCUACAUUUAAGAGGAAAACUCGCCAGAAAUAGCAAAUUUUGAUUCAAAAAGUUUUAACACAAUGCUUCCGGCAAGUUAAUGUACUACUUGGUCCUCUGCUGUUGGAAUCCUUAAAAGUUUUGGGUUCUGAAUUGAUCUUGAAGUUGUAAAUGAACAGACGCUGCCAUAUACAUUAUUCUAGUUGUUCUCGCGAAACUUUUCCGGAAAGUGCAAAGCGAUGAUUUGGUAAGCGCAUAUUUGUGAUGCAUUGUAAAUUUCUUAGGCGUCACCGCUUUACUUCAUAGAAGGGAAGAUUGUAAUGAAUGAGAAUAACAAUGUUACCGUAAGUUGGAUACUCUGUAUAUUUAAAUUGAACGAACUGUUCUGUGAAAUUUUAGAGGGUAAGUGGUAAAUUUUAAUCUGUUUACCUAUGGAAGUUUUGAUUCUAUUAUUAUGCAGUUUAUUACAUUAAUUUAAAUAAAUUAAUCACGUUAUA
Messenger RNA from Aethina tumida (small hive beetle), 2234 nucleotides. RefSeq lists its product as uncharacterized. The coding region runs from base 24 to 1607 and encodes 527 amino acids. The transcript has 7 exons. The record is from RefSeq and is a predicted model, not a curated record. Lineage: Eukaryota; Metazoa; Arthropoda; Insecta; Coleoptera; Nitidulidae.